AUGCAGGCGUCCCAGAAGGGUAUCUGUAUCUGUUCUAUUUUUACUGACCAGUUGCGGUCUGGCUUCAGCUUAAUACCCCCAUCCUUUCCUCAUCUCCUCACAGUCUGAAAUCUUCCAUCCUUCAGCCAGCACCUCCCUCCCGCCUGGACUGCGCUAGGCACACAAUUCAAUUGCACGAUGCCUGAACAGUAAAGGAAAUCCAAAAUCACAGCCUCGCGCAAACUCCUUUUGAAGAGUUUGAUGCUGGCUAAAGCUAAAGAACAGUGGGAACAAGAGCAAGUGGACAAACAAGGAGAAAAGGAGAGGUAUUUGGCAGAGAGGGUCUCACCUCUGCGGACCAGUGGACUUUCGUUUGCCCAACUCCAGGAUCUGUGCAGAGAGCUACAUGAGAAGGUAGAUGUUGUGGAUGAGGAGCGAUAUGACAUUGAAGCAAAAUGUAACCACAACAUGCGGGAGAUUAAAGACCUGAAAUUGAAGGUGCUUGACCUUCGGGGAAAAUUCAAACGUCCUCCCUUGAGGAGGGUCCGUGUCUCUGCAGACGCUAUGCUUAGGGCUCUGCUUGGCUCUAAGCACAAAGUAUCCAUGGACUUGAGAGCCAACCUCAAGUCUGUCAAAAAGGAGGACACAGAAAAGGAGCGUCCUGUAGAAGUGGGUGACUGGCGUAAGAAUGUGGAGGCCAUGUCAGGAAUGGAAGGCAGGAAGAAAAUGUUUGAUGCUGCCAAAUCGCCAACAGGACAGUGAGAAGGCCUGCAUGGAAAGAUGAAGAUCCUGUCGCACAGAGUCUGCACCUCUUUUUUCCCUUCCCGCCCCCCUCCCACCCCCAGUGCUCCAUCACCUUGCCUCAUCUUCCUGCAUUAGCUGUAGAGUCGCUGCAUGUACAGACAUUAUUAAAAGAUCACUAUGACUUUGCACUUCA
Zootoca vivipara (common lizard) is the source of this 916-nucleotide messenger RNA. It is a transcript of the gene TNNI1, whose product is annotated as troponin I1, slow skeletal type. Gene Ontology annotation, cellular component: troponin complex. NCBI's taxonomy places the organism in Eukaryota, Metazoa, Chordata, Lepidosauria, Squamata, Lacertidae. The record is from RefSeq and is a predicted model, not a curated record. Gene Ontology annotation, biological process: cardiac muscle contraction; skeletal muscle contraction.